Messenger RNA from Anopheles nili, 636 nucleotides. RefSeq names its product pyroglutamyl-peptidase 1. Gene Ontology annotation, biological process: proteolysis. Gene Ontology annotation, molecular function: pyroglutamyl-peptidase activity. The transcript is spliced from 3 exons. Lineage: Eukaryota; Metazoa; Arthropoda; Insecta; Diptera; Culicidae. Gene Ontology annotation, cellular component: cytosol. The record is from RefSeq and is a predicted model, not a curated record.
AUGGCGAAAAAUAUUAUUAUAGUGACUGGCUUCGGACCAUUUAAAGGACACGAGGAUCGUAACGCUAGCUGGGAAGCAGUACAGCUUUUGCCCGAAACGUUUUCUUUUCGAAAUAGUUCUUACGAGAUAAGAAAAUACGAGGUACCUGUGACGUACGAAGCAGUGGACAAUGUUAUUCCUCUAAUCUGGGAUCAAAAACCCCAACUAGUCAUUCAUGUUGGCGUACAUGGAAGUAUCGAUACGAUAAACUUAGAACAAUGUUCGUACACGUCCGGAUAUUUUAAGGAAGACUUCGCUCAGCGAUGUUUGCCGUGCGAUAAGAUAAAUCUAAGCGGAAAAGCGGCAAGUGAUGUGGAAUGUAAGAUGUUACACACAAACCUGAAUGUGGAACAAAUAGUUCAAGAGCUAAAUGUUCAAACGAAUAUAAAAUGUCUAUGCUCUACGGAAGUUGGAAAUUAUUUAUGUGGAUACAUAUAUCUAAAAUCACUCGAUAUAAAUCCAGACAGGUCAUUAUUUAUACAUGUACCUGUGGUGAAUAAGCCAUACAGCUCGGAGGAAACUAAGGCAGCAAUCUAUAACGUGAUUGGAAAAUGUUUAGAGCAACUUUACUCAUAACAAAAAACAUUUUUGAAAUAA